Molecule: messenger RNA, 7611 nt
Organism: Carlito syrichta (Philippine tarsier)
Lineage: Eukaryota; Metazoa; Chordata; Mammalia; Primates; Tarsiidae
Gene: EP300
Product: E1A binding protein p300
Exons: 29
Coding region: 1-6525 (2174 amino acids)
Biological process (GO): positive regulation of transcription by RNA polymerase II
Cellular component (GO): transcription regulator complex; histone acetyltransferase complex; nucleus
Molecular function (GO): histone acetyltransferase activity; protein binding; transcription coactivator activity
Source: RefSeq, a predicted model, not a curated record
AUGGGAAUGAUGAAUAAUCCCAAUCCUUACGGUUCACCGUAUACUCAGAAUUCUGGACAGCAGAUUGGAGCCAGUGGCCUCGGUCUCCAGAUUCAGACAAAGACUGUACUACCGAAUAGCUUAUCUCCAUUUACUAUGGACAAAAAAGCAGUUCCUGGUGGAGGAAUGCCCAAUAUGGGCCAACAACCGGCCCCACAGGUCCAGCAACCUGGCCUGGUGGCUCCAGUCGCCCAAGGGAUGGGAUCUGGAGCACAUACAGCUGAUCCAGAGAAGCGCAAGCUCAUUCAGCAGCAGCUUGUUCUCCUUUUGCAUGCUCACAAGUGCCAGCGUCGGGAGCAGGCUAAUGGGGAAGUGAGGCAGUGCAACCUUCCCCACUGUCGCACUAUGAAGAAUGUCCUAAACCACAUGACACACUGCCAGUCAGGCAAGUCCUGCCAAGUGGCACACUGUGCAUCUUCUCGACAAAUCAUUUCACACUGGAAGAAUUGUACAAGACAUGAUUGUCCUGUGUGUCUCCCCCUCAAAAAUGCUGGGGAUAAGAGAAAUCAACAGUCAAUUUUGACUGGAGCACCCGUUGGACUUGGAAAUCCUAGCUCUUUAGGGGUGGGUCAACAGUCUACACCCAGCUUAAGCACUGUUAGUCAGAUUGACCCUAGCUCUAUAGAAAGAGCAUAUGCAGCUCUUGGACUACCCUAUCAAGUAAAUCAGAUGCCGACACAACCCCAGGUGCAAGCAAAGAACCAGCAGAAUCAGCAGUCUGGGCAGUCUCCCCAAGGCAUGCGGCCCAUGAGCAACAUGAGUGCUAGUCCUAUGGGAGUAAAUGGAGGUGUAGGGGUUCAGACGCCAAAUCUUCUUUCCGACUCAAUGUUGCAUUCAGCCAUAAAUUCUCAAAACCCAAUGAUGAGUGAAAACACCAGUGUGGCCGCCCUGGGUCCUAUGCCGUCAGCAUCUCAGCCCUCCAGUACUGGAAUUCGGAAACAAUGGCAUGAAGAUAUUACUCAGGAUCUUCGAAAUCAUCUUGUUCACAAACUGGUUCAAGCCAUAUUUCCUACUCCGGAUCCUGCCGCUUUAAAAGACAGACGAAUGGAAAAUCUAGUUGCAUAUGCUAGGAAAGUAGAAGGAGACAUGUAUGAAUCUGCAAAUAAUCGAGCGGAAUACUACCACCUUCUUGCUGAGAAGAUCUAUAAGAUUCAAAAAGAACUAGAAGAAAAACGAAGGACUAGAUUACAGAAACAGAACAUGCUACCAAAUGCUGCUGGCAUGGUACCCGUUUCUAUGAAUCCAGGACCUAACAUGGGACAGCCACAACCAGGAAUGACUUCUAACGGUCCUCUGCCUGACCCAACCAUGAUCCGUGGCAAUGUGCCAAACCAGAUGAUGCCUCGGAUAACUCCACAAUCCGGUUUGAAUCAAUUCAGCCAGAUUAGUAUGCCCCAGCCCCCUAUUGGACCCCGGCAAACCUCCCCUCUUCAGCACCAUGGACAGUUGGCUCAGCCUGGAGCUCUCAACCCGCCUAUGGGCUAUGGUCCUCGAAUGCAGCAGCCUUCCAACCAGAGCCAAUUUCUUUCCCAGACUCAGUUCUCAUCACAAGGAAUGAAUGUAACAAAUAUGCCUUUGCCUCCGUCCAGCGGUCAAGCUCCAGUAUCCCAAGCACAAAUGUCCAGUUCUUCCUGUCCAGUGAAUUCUCCUAUAAUGCCUCCAGGCUCUCAAGGGAGCCACAUUCACUGUCCUCCUCUCCCUCAACCACCUCUGCAUCAGAAUUCACCAUCUCCUGUACCCAGUCGUACCCCCACUCCUCACCACACUCCCCCAAGCAUAGGGGUUCAGCAGGCACCAGCAACAGCAAUUCCAGCCCCUGUUCCUACACCUCCUGCCAUGCCACCUGGGCCACAGUCUCAGGCUCUGCAUCCCCCUUCAAGACAGACGCCCACACCGCCACCAACACAACUUCCCCUCCAAGUGCAGCCUUCCCUUCCUGCUGCUCCUUCAGCUGAUCAGCCCCAGCAGCAGCCUCGCUCACAACAGAGCGCAGCAGCCUCUGUUUCUACCCCAACAGCACCAUUGCUGCCUCCACAGCCUGCAACUCCGCUUUCCCAGCCAGCUAUAAGUAUUGAAGGACAGGUAUCAAAUCCUCCAUCUACUAGUAGCACAGAAGUGAAUUCUCAGACCAUUCCUGAGAAGCAGCCUUCACAGGAUGUGAAAAUGGAGGCCAAAAUGGAAGUGGAUCAGCCAGAACCAGCAGAUACUCAGCCAGAGGACAUUUCAGAGACUAAAGCAGAAGACUGUAAAGUGGAACCUACAGAAACAGAAGAAAGAGGUACUGAGUUAAAAACUGAAAUUAAAGAGGAGGAAGACCAGCCAAGUACUUCAGCUACCCAGUCAUCUCCAGCUCCAGGACAGUCAAAGAAAAAGAUUUUCAAGCCAGAAGAAUUAAGACAGGCACUGAUGCCAACAUUGGAGGCACUUUACCGUCAGGAUCCAGAGUCCCUUCCCUUUCGUCAACCUGUGGACCCUCAACUUCUAGGAAUUCCUGAUUACUUUGAUAUUGUGAAGAGCCCCAUGGAUCUUUCUACCAUCAAGAGGAAGCUAGACACUGGACAGUAUCAGGAGCCUUGGCAAUAUGUGGAUGAUAUUUGGCUUAUGUUCAACAAUGCUUGGUUAUAUAACCGGAAAACAUCACGGGUAUACAAAUACUGCUCCAAGCUAUCUGAGGUCUUUGAACAAGAAAUUGACCCAGUCAUGCAAAGCCUUGGAUAUUGCUGUGGCAGAAAGUUGGAGUUCUCUCCACAGACACUAUGUUGCUAUGGCAAACAGUUAUGUACAAUCCCUCGCGAUGCCACCUAUUACAGUUACCAGAACAGGUAUCAUUUCUGUGAGAAGUGUUUCAAUGAAAUCCAAGGGGAGAGCGUUUCAUUGGGGGAUGACCCUUCCCAGCCUCAAACUACAAUAAAUAAAGAACAGUUUUCCAAGAGAAAAAAUGACACACUGGAUCCUGAACUGUUUGUUGAAUGUACAGAGUGUGGAAGAAAGAUGCAUCAGAUCUGUGUCCUUCAUCAUGAGAUAAUCUGGCCAGCUGGAUUUGUCUGUGAUGGCUGUUUAAAGAAAACUGCACGAACUAGGAAAGAAAAUAAGUUUUCUGCUAAAAGGUUGCCAUCUACCAGGCUUGGCACCUUUUUGGAGAAUCGUGUGAAUGACUUUCUGAGGCGACAAAAUCACCCAGAGUCAGGAGAAGUCACUGUAAGGGUAGUUCAUGCUUCUGACAAAACUGUGGAAGUCAAACCAGGCAUGAAAGCAAGGUUUGUGGACAGUGGAGAGAUGGCAGAAUCCUUUCCAUACCGAACCAAAGCCCUCUUUGCCUUUGAAGAGAUUGAUGGAGUUGACUUGUGCUUCUUCGGUAUGCAUGUUCAGGAGUAUGGCUCUGACUGCCCUCCACCCAACCAGAGGAGAGUAUACAUAUCUUACCUCGAUAGUGUUCAUUUCUUCCGUCCUAAAUGCUUGAGGACUGCAGUGUAUCAUGAAAUUCUAAUUGGAUACUUAGAAUAUGUCAAGAAAUUAGGAUACACAACAGGGCAUAUUUGGGCAUGUCCACCAAGUGAGGGAGAUGACUAUAUCUUCCAUUGUCAUCCUCCUGACCAGAAGAUACCCAAGCCUAAGCGACUACAGGAGUGGUACAAAAAGAUGCUUGACAAGGCUGUGUCAGAGCGUAUCGUCCAUGACUACAAGGAUAUUUUUAAACAAGCUACUGAGGAUCGAUUAACAAGUGCAAAGGAAUUGCCUUACUUUGAAGGUGAUUUCUGGCCCAAUGUUCUGGAAGAAAGCAUUAAGGAACUGGAACAGGAGGAGGAAGAGAGAAAGCGAGAAGAAAAUACCAGCAAUGAAAGCACAGAUGUGACAAAGGGAGACAGCAAAAAUGCUAAAAAGAAGAAUAAUAAGAAAACAAGCAAAAAUAAGAGCAGCCUGAGUAGGGGCAAUAAGAAAAAGCCUGGUAUGCCUAAUGUAUCUAAUGACCUCUCACAGAAACUGUAUGCCACCAUGGAGAAACAUAAAGAGGUCUUUUUUGUGAUCCGUCUCAUUGCUGGCCCUGCUGCCAACUCCCUGCCUCCCAUUGUUGAUCCUGAUCCUCUCAUUCCCUGCGAUCUGAUGGAUGGUCGGGAUGCAUUUCUCACCCUGGCAAGGGACAAGCACCUGGAGUUCUCUUCACUCCGAAGAGCUCAGUGGUCUACCAUGUGCAUGCUGGUGGAGCUGCACACACAGAGCCAGGACCGCUUUGUCUACACCUGCAAUGAGUGCAAGCACCAUGUGGAGACACGCUGGCACUGCACUGUCUGUGAGGAUUAUGACUUGUGUAUCACCUGCUAUAACACUAAAAACCAUGACCACAAAAUGGAGAAACUAGGUCUUGGCUUAGAUGAUGAGAGCAACAACCAGCAGGCAGCAGCCACCCAGAGCCCCGGAGAUUCUCGUCGCCUGAGUAUCCAGCGCUGCAUCCAGUCUCUGGUCCAUGCCUGCCAGUGCCGGAAUGCCAAUUGCUCCCUGCCCUCCUGCCAGAAGAUGAAGCGCGUUGUGCAGCAUACCAAGGGGUGCAAACGAAAAACCAAUGGCGGCUGCCCAAUCUGCAAGCAGCUCAUUGCCCUCUGCUGCUACCAUGCCAAGCACUGCCAGGAGAACAAGUGCCCCGUGCCGUUCUGCCUCAAUAUCAAGCAGAAGCUCCGGCAACAGCAGCUGCAGCAUCGGCUACAGCAGGCCCAGAUGCUCCGCAGGAGGAUGGCCAGCAUGCAGCGGACCGGUGUGGUGGGGCAGCAGCAGGGCCUGCCUUCCCCGACGCCCGCCACUCCAACCACACCAACCGGCCAGCAGCCAACCACCCCACAGACGCCCCAGCCCCAGCCCGCCGCUCAGCCUCAACCCACCCCUCCCAACAGCAUGCCACCCUACUUGCCCAGGACUCAGGGCGCUGGCCCUGUGUCCCAGGGUAAGGCAGCCGGCCAGGUGACCCCUCCAACCCCUCCUCAGACUGCUCAGCCGCCCCUUCCAGGGCCCCCACCUGCCGCAGUGGAAAUGGCAAUGCAGAUUCAGAGAGCAGCUGAGACACAGCGUCAGAUGGCCCAUGUGCAAAUUUUUCAAAGGCCAAUCCAGCAUCAGAUGCCCCAGAUGACUCCCAUGGCCCCCAUGGGUAUGAACCCACCUCCCAUGACCAGAGGUCCCAGUGGGCAUUUGGAGCCAGGCAUGGGGCCAGCAGGGAUGCAGCAACAACCACCCUGGGCCCAAGGAGGAUUGCCUCAGCCCCAGCAGCUACAGUCUGGAAUGCCAAGGCCAGCCAUGAUGUCAGUGGCUCAGCACGGUCAACCCUUGAACAUGGCUCCACAACCAGGAUUGGGCCAAGUAGGUGUGAGCCCACUCAAACCAGGCACUGUUUCUCAACAAGCCUUACAAAACCUUUUGCGGACUCUCAGGUCUCCCAGCUCUCCCCUACAGCAGCAACAGGUGCUUAGUAUCCUUCAUGCCAACCCCCAGCUGUUGGCUGCAUUCAUCAAGCAGCGGGCUGCCAAGUAUGCCAACUCAAAUCCGCAACCCCUCCCGGGGCAGCCUGGCAUGCCCCAGGGGCAGCCAGGGCUGCAACCACCUACCAUACCAGGUCAGCAGGGGGUCCACGCCAGUCCAGCCAUGCAGAACAUGAAUCCCAUGCAGGCAGGCAUCCAGAGGGCUGGCCUGCCUCAGCAGCAGCCGCAGCAGCAACUUCAGCCACCCAUGGGAGGGAUGAGCCCUCAGGCUCAGCAAAUGAACAUGAAUCACAACGCCAUGCCAUCGCAGUUCCGAGACAUCUUGAGACGACAACAGAUGAUGCAGCAGCAGCAGCAGGGAGCAGGGCCAGGAGUAGGCCCUGCAAUGGCCAACCAUAACCAGUUCCAGCAACCCCAAGGAGUUGGCUACCCCCCGCAGCAGCAGCAGCAGCAGCGGAUGCAGCAUCACAUGCCACAGAUGCAACAAGGGAAUAUGGGACAAAUUGGCCAGCUCCCCCAGGCCUUGGGAGCAGAGGCAGGAGCCAGUCUACAGGCCUAUCAGCAGCGACUCCUUCAGCAGCAGAUGGGGUCCCCUGCUCAAGCCAACCCCAUGAGUCCGCAACAGCAUAUGCUCCCAAACCAGGCCCAGUCCCCACACCUGCAAGGCCAGCAGAUCCCUAAUUCUCUCUCCAAUCAAGUGCGCUCUCCCCAGCCUGUCCCUUCUCCACGGCCACAGUCCCAGCCCCCCCACUCCAGCCCAUCCCCAAGGAUGCAGCCUCAGCCUUCUCCACACCACGUUUCCCCACAGACCAGUUCCCCACAUCCUGGACUAGUAGCUGCCCAGGCCAACCCCAUGGAACAAGGGCAUUUUGCCAGCCCGGACCAGAAUUCGAUGCUUUCUCAGCUCGCUAGCAAUCCAGGCAUGGCAAACCUCCAUGGUGCAAGCGCCACGGACCUGGGACUCAGCACCGAUAACUCAGACUUGAAUUCAAACCUCUCACAGAGUACACUAGACAUACACUAGAGACACCUUGUAGUAUUUUGGGAGCAAAAAAAUUAUUUUCUCUUAACAAGACUUUUUGUACUGAAAACAAUUUUUUUGAAUCUUUCGUAGCCUAAAAGACAAUUUUCCUUGGAACACAUAAGAACUCUGCAGUAGCCGUUUGUGGUUUAAAGCAAACAUGCGAGAUGAACCUGAGGGAUGAUAGAAUACAAAGAAUAUAUUUUUGUUAUGGCUGGUUACCACCAGCCUUUUUUUUUUCCCUUGUGUGUGUGGUUCAAGUGUGCACUGGGAGGAGGCUGAGGCCUGUGAAGCCAACCAUAUGCUCCUGCCUUGCACCUCCAAUAGGUUUUAUUAUUUUUUUUAAAUUAAUGAAAAUAUGUAAUAUUAAUAGUUAUUAUUUACUGGUGCAGAUGGUUGACAUUUUUCCCUAUUUUCCUCACUUUAUGAAAGAGUUAAAAAGAACAUUUCUAAAACCAGAGGAGAAAAGGGGUUAAUGUUACUUUAAAUUUACAUUCUAUAUAUAUAUAAAUAUAUAUAAAUAUAUAUUAAAAUACCAAUUUUUUUUCUCUGGGUGCAAAGAUGUUCAUUCUUUUAAAAAUGUUAAAAAAAAAAUCCCUUUCUUCCCCUCAAGUCAACUUUUGUGCUCCAAAAAAUUUUCUAUUCUGUAAGUCUGAGCGUAAAACUUCAAGUAUUAAAAUAAUUUGUACAUGUAGAGAGAAAAAUGACUUUUUCAAAAAUAUACAGGGGCAGCUGCCAAAUUGAUGUAUUAUAUUGUGGUUUCUGUUUCUUGAAAGAAUUUUUUUCGUUAUUUUUACAUCUAACAAAGGAAAAAAUUAAAAAGAGGGUAAGAAACGAUUCCGGUGGGAUGAUUUUAACAUGCAAAAUGUCCCUGGGGUUUCUUCUUUGCUUGCUUUCUUCCUCCUUACCCUGCCCCCACCCACACACACACUUUCUGUAAAACUUGAAAAUAGAAAGCAAAAACCCUCAACUGUUGUAAAUCAUGCAAUUAAAGUUGAUUACUUAUAAAUAUGAACUUUGGAUCACUGUAUAGACUGUUAAAUUUGAUUUCUUAUUACCUAUUGUUAAAUAAACUGUGUGAGACAGACA